This is a messenger RNA of Arabis nemorensis, 801 nucleotides long. NCBI's taxonomy places the organism in Eukaryota, Viridiplantae, Streptophyta, Magnoliopsida, Brassicales, Brassicaceae. The record is from the annotation of a GenBank genome assembly.
AUGGCGGAUCACUUGAAUGCGUUUCAGGGAUUACUCAAUAAAUUAUCUGACAUAGGAAUUAAGUUUGAGGAUGAGACUCACGGUUUGUGGCUUCUUGGUACAUUACCAGAUUCUUGGGAGGUGUUCACGAUGUCUCUUUGUAACUCCGCGUUGAAUGGUGUGAUUUCGAUGGACUUAGUGAAGAACAGUUCGAGGGGGAGGAGUUCAUAUAGAGAGCCCAGGAGUAACAAGAACAGGAGCAGGAGCAAAUCUAACAAAUUUGCUAACUUGGAGUGCCAUUAUUGUCAUAAGAAAGGGCACAUGAAGAAGGAUUGCUGGAAGUUGAAAAAGGACAGCAAACUUGGAAAGAAGCAAGAAGAUGGUGAAGAUCGGGUGACUCUCACCGAAGAUCAGUUUCUUAUUCUUCUUGAGAGUGAUGCCAUUAAUGUUGCAUGCCAAGACACCAGUUGGGUUGUUGAUAGUGGAGCUACUACUCAUGCUACAUCGCAGCGGGAUUUGUUCACUACCUAUACUCCAGGUAGUUAUGGUUCUGUGAAGAUGGGUAAUGAUGCAAUGGCCAAGGUUGCUGGCAUUGGUGAUAUUUACUUGGAGACUAGUGUUGGUACUAGANUUUUGCUUAAGGGAGUUAAGCAUGUCCCAGAUAUUCGGUUGAACUUGAUCUCUAAAGGGAAACUUGAUGAUGAGGGUUUCUAUAGUCUAUUUGGAGGAGGUAAAUGGAAACUCACAAGGGGUUCCAUGGUUAUGGCUCGAGGAAAACAGCAGGGUCUCCUUCAAGUCUUCUGCUCCUUCCAGGAAAUCUGA